Molecule: messenger RNA, 3837 nt
Organism: Lepisosteus oculatus (spotted gar)
Lineage: Eukaryota; Metazoa; Chordata; Actinopteri; Semionotiformes; Lepisosteidae
Gene: trpc2b
Product: transient receptor potential cation channel subfamily C member 2b
Biological process (GO): regulation of cytosolic calcium ion concentration; single fertilization; calcium ion transmembrane transport
Cellular component (GO): cation channel complex; plasma membrane
Molecular function (GO): store-operated calcium channel activity; inositol 1,4,5 trisphosphate binding
Source: RefSeq, a predicted model, not a curated record
UUUAGCCUUUUCUUUUAUCAUAUGAGUUAAUGUCUAUUAUCAACCAGUGCCUGCACUGAACUAACAAGCUCCAUGGCAGAAUAUAACCGUUGCAUCCUAAUUGGCCCAUCCUCAAGGGAAGAAUCCCUGUUGUUGGUUCCGCAUGGUUAACGAUUCCAGACUCAGGAGGAAUAGCGAAGAGCAGAGUACGGAACAGCGAAAAAGAGAAACAGAACUAUCGGCAGGCAGGUUACCAACAAGGUAUGAUACUUGAGAUCUCUUCAAUACGGUGCAAUUCAGGCACCGGGAUUGAGGGACCUCAAUUUUGUUUUUUUUAACACCAGUCUCAUAAAAAAACAUUCAACACAACCAGAGUUUUAGGAUUAUGGACUUUUGAAAGUGAAGAAAGGAUCACGCUUUAGUGAGUAAGAAAAAAUCCCCAGUUUUGUAUGUCUCUACCACUCUUCAUCUAAGCAUGGAAAACCUUACGCCAGAGCAAUGGCGGGAGAUCGUGAACAAGAAGAUGCGGUUCCCUCCGGAGCUGAUCACAGCGAUCCAGGAGGGGAACUCUGUCCAGGUGGCGGGGCUGCUGAAAGCUGGGGAUGGCAUCCUCCGGCAGCUGGAUGACUCCGAGGAUCGGCUGUGGAGGGAGGCCCUCAACCUGGCCAUCCGGCUGGGGAACGAGGACACCUUGGACACCUUGCUGCAGUGCGUCAAGUUUGACUUCCGCCAGAUCCACGAGGCCCUGCUGGUUGCCGUGGAUACCAACCAGCCACGAGUGGUCAAGCGGCUCCUGGAUCGUCUGGACCAGGAGAAAGGCGUGGGCAACAACAAGGUGGACGUGCGCUCCUUCUCGCUGGCCAUCUUCGACCACUCCAUCGACGACUCCCAGUUCGCCCCGGGCGUGACCCCGCUCACCCUGGCCUGCCAGAAGGACCUCUACGAGAUUGUGAACAUGCUGACCAAGAAGGGCCACGUCAUCCCCCUGCCCCACAAGAUCUCCUGCGUCUGCCUGGAGUGCCGCAACGGGCGCCAGUACGACCUGCUGAAAUUCUCGCUCUCCCGCAUCAACACCUACAGGGGCAUCGCCAGCCGCGCCUACCUCUCCAUCACCACCGAGGACGCCAUGCUCAGUGCCUUCCGCCUCAGCCGCGAGCUCCGCAAGCUGUCCAAAAAGGAGCCCGAAUUCAAGCCCCAGUACCUGAGCCUGGAGGAGCUCUGCCAGGAGUUUGCAGUGGAGCUGCUGGGCAUGUGUCGGAACCAGAGCGAGGUCACCACCAUCCUCAACAACUGCGGUGAUGACGACGAGGAUGAGCUGGAUGAGCAUACCUUUGAGGAGGGCAUCCCUAGCCUGGCCCGCCUGCGCCUCGCGGUCAACCUCAACCAGAAGCAGUUCGUGGCUCACCCCAUCUGCCAGCAGGUCCUGUCAUCCAUCUGGUGUGGCAACCUCUCAGGCUGGAGGGGCAGCAGGACAAUCUGGAAACUCUUCAUUUCCUUUGGGAUCUUCCUCACAAUGCCUUUCCUCUGCAUGAUCUACUACGUGGCGCCUAAGUCGAAGAUUGGGAAGACACUGAAGAUCCCAGUGAUCAAGUUCCUGCUGCACUCUGCCUCCUACUUGUGGUUCCUCAUUGUUCUGCUGGGCGAAUCUAUCGUCAUGGAGAUGUACAGAGAUCAAUCUUCCUUGCGUGAACAGAGCCUUAUGAAAAACUCUAUCCACAUGAUUUGGGUGGUGGGUUUUUUCUGGUUCGAGUGCAAGGAGGUGUGGAUUGAGGGGCUGCGCAGUUACCUGCUGGACUGGUGGAACUUCCUGGACAUGAUGGUCCUCAGCAUGUACCUCGCCUCCUUCACGCUGCGAGUCCUGAUCCUGCUCAAGGGCUACUUUCUCUGCCUGGGUCCAGACACCAUGCUGGAUUGCACCUACUUCACAGAAACCGCCCGUCAGGACUGGCGUCAGGAAGAUCCACAGUUCAUUGCAGAGGUGCUCUUUGCUAUGACCAGCAUGCUCAGCUUCACCAGGCUAGCUUACAUCCUGCCUGCCCACGAAUCCCUAGGAACCCUGCAAAUCUCCAUUGGGAAGAUGAUUGAUGACAUGAUGAGGUUCAUGUUCAUCUUGAUGAUUAUUGGUACAGCCUUCCUCUGUGGACUCAACAACAUCUAUGUGCCUUAUGUUAUUUCUCCACGCCUCGGAAAGUUCAAUGAGACAUUCCGCUUUCUCUUCUGGACCAUGUUUGGUGUGGUCAACCAGGACUAUGUAGACAUGCCGGACUUCGUGGUGGCCGAAACUGUUGGCAAGAUUCUCUAUGGGGUCUACACCCUAGUGAUCGUCAUUGUCCUGCUCAACAUGCUUAUUGCCAUGAUCACUAACUCCUUCCAAAAGAUCGAGGAUGAUGCAGAUGUGGAGUGGAAGUUUGCUCGUUCCAAACUUUACCUGAGUUACUUCAGGGAAGGCCUCACUAUACCUGUUCCCUUCAACAUAAUCCCUUCACCUAAGUCCCUGUUCUACCUGUUGAGGGGCAUCUUCCAAAAAAUCUGCUGCUGUUGUAAAUUGAGUAGAGAACCAAAUUAUCCUCCGAUCGCCUCCAUUUCGAACGGAACCCUAAAUGACAGCGGGGGCUCUGGAGAGAAUCGCAUGUCGUAUCGGCUGCAGGUGAUCAAGGCACUGGUGCAACGAUACAUUGAGACCGCGAGACGGGAAUUUGAGGAGACCAAGCGCAAAGAUGUGGGCAAUCGGAUUACAGAGCUCAACAAAGUGGUGACAAAGCUCCACUUUGAGCUGAAGCGCAUCCGCCAGAAUCUAAACCAUGGCAGUAAUACGUCUCCGCCCGAAUUGGACAGCACCGGCAUCUUGGGUAGAUACAUCCUGGGAGCCAAGAACAACUUCAAGGAUUUUGAUAAGGGGGAAGUGGGGGUCGGCCAUGCACCCCCAGUCUCUGUUGUGCACCACAGGGAGAUGGAUGUCUCGGAGACAGAGGAAGGGGUGGGGCAGAUGGAGGGGGAGGGGCAGUAAGAAAGGAAGAGUUCAGAAGGGAUGAAAGACCUAUCUUCAUACAGUGAGCUGUGAGGAUGCUGGCUUUGACUCCCCAAAUUGAAGACUCUUCUGAGCAAGAACCCAAAAGGAGUGAGAAAUCCCUACAAGAGAAAAAAUGUUAAAACUGCAAAAAAAAAAGUUUAUUUCAAUUAUUGCUUUUUAGGAAAGAAAUGUAUUUAAAGCCAGUUCCAUCAUUUAAAAGAAAGUCUCUCUGGAGACAUGGAGUGCUAAUGUUAAAAAUAGGGGUGAAGAUAAAUUGAAAAUAAAAAAUGAAAACUAUAUGCAGCAGUUUUUGAAAAUUAGUAUCCAUUUUUCAGAAUGCCUCUUUUAAACUACAUUUUCCUGUUUCUAUCUUCCUCACAGUCUUAGGAAUAUUUUGAAAGGACAGUGUCAGUACAUAAGAAAUUGAAUGUACUUAAUUACUGUACACAUUUGCAAUACAUUUGUCUAUUUCAGUUCCCAGCAGAGGUCCUGUUCUUUUUGAAAUUACUACAUUAAUGGAAUAACCAACAUUAAUUUGUAGUGUUGUGUUAUUUAAACACAAAAAAAAUAAAAUAUAUAGUUUGCAUAGCUGUGGUACAUAGGAACUUGUAAUGACAAUUACCUGUUACACUACUGUGUGAUCUCAUGCAAAUUUAUAUUAGUCGUAAUUCUACAUAGCUGGUAGCUUUUGUAUUAAACUCUUCUAUUCUUGAAAGGUUGUCUUGGUUGGAGGACAUCCAAAAUGUAAUGGGGAGUCACUGGAGAACAAGGGAAUUUUGACAGGGGUUUUGCAAGCAAUCCAAAAUCCUACUAAUUGAAUGCUCUGAAGUUGUAAAUGCUCUCUCUUC